Hydractinia symbiolongicarpus is the source of this 1781-nucleotide messenger RNA. RefSeq names its product E3 ubiquitin-protein ligase KCMF1-like. The transcript is spliced from 7 exons. The record is from RefSeq and is a predicted model, not a curated record. NCBI's taxonomy places the organism in Eukaryota, Metazoa, Cnidaria, Hydrozoa, Anthoathecata, Hydractiniidae. Gene Ontology annotation, molecular function: zinc ion binding. Gene Ontology annotation, biological process: synaptic signaling. Gene Ontology annotation, cellular component: plasma membrane. Bases 38 to 1309 code for a protein of 423 amino acids.
AUUAAAACUAAUAUUAAUUGAUUUUGUAAAACAGGAAAUGUCUCGGCAUGAAGGGGUGAGCUGUGAUUCGUGCAACAAAAGUAACUUUCAUGGGAAGAGAUACAAAUGUUUAAUUUGCUUUGAUUAUGAUUUAUGUUCAUCCUGUCAUGAUACUGGUACAACUACAACACGUCAUACCCUGGGACAUCCAAUGCAGUGCAUAAUUACUAGAUCAGAUUUUGAAUUAUUCUAUGGCGGUGAAUCUAACGCACAGUAUGAUCAGCCUUCUUCAUAUUCAUUUGUUUGCCCUCACUGUGGAAAGUUAGGACUAAGUGAGAACGUACUACUUGAGCAUGUAGCUGCUGAACAUGCCAAUACUUCAACUGAAGUGAUUUGCCCAAUAUGUGCUGCCCUACCUGGUGGCGACCCAAAUCACGUGACCGACAAUUUAAACAAUCAUUUGUCAUCUGAACAUCGUUUGGUAAGAGAUCCUAUGGAUGAACCUUUAAGCAGAAAUAUCCGUCGUAUAUUUCACCCCGUUCGAAAUAUACCACCACCGAGGUCUCGGAGGAGUGCUCAGCAUCUCUCCGCAAGCGUUACAUCAACUUCUUCAGCUAUCAGUGCGGCUGCCAUGGGUGGAGGAGCCAUUUUUUCGUCAGCAAGAGAAAAUAUCGAUCCCAUAGCGGAAUUACUCUCGCAACUGUCUGGUGUGCGACGAGCAUCGCAGCAGCAAUCAUCAGCCACAACCGCAUCUCAGUUGCAAUUACUUCAACAACAGCUACAAUUUGAACGACAACAGGUUCAACAAGCACGUGAACGAUUAGAAAGAUUACCAAGGAAGCAACCAACUCCGCCAGCAGCCACUUCAAAUAAGAAGACAGAUGCUGCACCAACAGAUCAAAGUAAAUAUCUACUCAAUGAGUAUUUUGUGCAAAAUUCGACAAAGGAGGAAACCAAGAAGACUAGAGAAGAGAGAUGUGAACGAGAACAGUUUACUACGGAACUUGUCUACUCCCUGUUGACUCCAGAAUUAGGAAAGGUUUCUCUAGAUUCUAAGAAAGACGAGAGUGUUGUACCUAAGAGACAGAAAAUUAUUAAAAGUGUUGUUUCGAACGAUGAAAUUAACGAGCAAACGUUGGUUGAGAGUCAUCUACAGACAGAUGCUGACGUUUGCAUUAUUAAUGGUGCAAGUGCUGAUAUGCCAGUGUCAUGUAACACGACACAAUUAGUGACUACGGGUAAUUUAUUGUUGACUAAACAAUGUUCCGGUACAGAAGUGACGUUUGUAUCGGACGAAAACGACGGCAAUCAUCAUACGUCAGUAUCUUAGUAACAUGAGUAAAAAUAACGAAAUUUCAACCAUGUUUACUUAGAGCUGACAAUAUUGUGUUAAAAUUCUUUUAGUAAGCAAUCAGUAUGCCCACUCGUUAGUCUUCACAAAUUUUAUAAUCAAUAUGCUGUCCGUGAAGAAGAACGAGAAUAUUAUCAUUAAAGACUUUAGUUCACUGGAUACGUUAUAACCACUUGAAUUUACCUUAUAAUGUAGCUACAGAGAAAAAUAGAAGCUGAAUAGCCUUGUGUCACGACAACUAUCUGCAUUAAACCUGAUAAUUUAAAUUUUGUAUUUUUCUUUAAAAAACCGUAAAAAUCUGUUUGUUUGUUCUUUGGGAUGAACUUUUGUUACCCAGAAUUCUAGAAGUAUUCUAUGUAUUUUUGUACGAAAGUGAAUGUUAAGUUAUUCAAGUCCUUGUAAAUUAAUAUGCGAAUAAAGCAUGCCAGUGCUGAAGAAGCUUUCUAAAUAA